Messenger RNA from Necator americanus (New World hookworm), 1329 nucleotides. RefSeq lists its product as uncharacterized. The transcript has 12 exons. Lineage: Eukaryota; Metazoa; Nematoda; Chromadorea; Rhabditida; Ancylostomatidae. The coding region runs from base 1 to 1329 and encodes 442 amino acids. Gene Ontology annotation, molecular function: protein binding. The record is from RefSeq and is a predicted model, not a curated record.
AUGUUGAUAGUCAUGUUUUCAUGUUCGUUCGCAUGUGAAGCAUAUAUUCGUGCCAGAUUGUCGUCUCUGAUUUCUUAUCCUCUACAUAAGGAACAGGUUCGCAUCAUUGCUCUCUGUCUUGCACAUUCCCUCAUUUUACCCAAUGUAUGGGGACAGAGUUGCAGCGGAGUCGACUUCUCUCAGUUUGCUGACCGAUCAUUUGUAGAAAUGUCAAAGGCACGUUCAGAAACUGAAGAUCGAUGUACAGUUGCCCAAAUACAGGAAUUUGAACUUCUCCGAUCCAUGUACUCGCCAUCUGAGCUUGAUUUCACUCAUGGCAACACGGAUUCGAAUUUUUUGCAACAUUCAGCUCUCACUCUAAAACUUGAGGUCGAAAGAGAAUCAGUCGAUAUAGAGGUUCGUGUGCCUCCACUCUAUCCGUACGGCGAUUUUCCUGUGGUAUUUGUGAGAGGAAAAAGCGAUCUGAUCGACAACGAUGCGAUAAAUAGAGAUCUUCGAAGAUGGAUUCAUAGUCAAGAGUACGGAACACCACUUAUAGCCCAAAUUGCUUCAUGGGUACUAGACAACUAUCCGUUUUACCUAAAAAUCUCAGGUUCUCACAUGGCAUCAAAUUCAUCAAAGGCUCCGACAGAAUAUGCACGACUUUACAUAUUAUCUCAUCAUCUUCGUUCUCCUGUUAAGGUUAGCUGUAUUAGUGGCGAACAGAGACCUUUGUAUCUUCGAGUUAUACCUUUAGACAAAUAUGAGAUUAUGCGCAGAAUGACAGCAAAACAUUUAUCGGGUGCGCUUCGCAUCUGUACUGAUGCACAUUCACCGGGAACUAACCUCGCUGUGGUGACCCGGACUCGACUCGACUUUUUUCACUCCUCUCUACUCUACCUUCUCCACCGUUUUUUAAAGGAGGGAGCAGCACAGAUCCUGCUUUGCAAAUCCUUGAGGGUGGUUUUUUUUUUCUCUCUCGACGUACAACAGAAGUAUGAUAUUUUCAUGAAAGGAGUGAAGACAUCUGACCAUUUGAGAUCCGACUUACUGAAUCUUGCAAAGAAGCUUAACCUAACUGGAUUUUCUACUCCCGGUAAACCUGCGGUCAUUGUUGUUGAAGGAGAAUCAAAAGCUUGUGAAGAAUUCUGGAAGGAUGUCAAGUCGUGGACAUGGAAGCGAAUUUCGCUAAGGCAUUCUGAUGUAUUCAGUUCACCUAAUGACAUGAAGUUCACGCAAUUCCGAGAGGUUUUGUCCACUGGAGGUGCAAAUGCUAUGAAUGACGUCAAACACAUUCUCACUGAUGCAAAUCUAGCUGGGGAGCUUUCUUUCGUCGAGGUCCCUUCAUGA